Messenger RNA from Orussus abietinus, 8156 nucleotides. Its product is annotated as collagen alpha-1(VII) chain. Gene Ontology annotation, biological process: regulation of telomere maintenance. Lineage: Eukaryota; Metazoa; Arthropoda; Insecta; Hymenoptera; Orussidae. The record is from RefSeq and is a predicted model, not a curated record. The coding region runs from base 179 to 7600 and encodes 2473 amino acids. The transcript is spliced from 16 exons. Gene Ontology annotation, cellular component: nucleus.
GCCAUAUUUCUGGCCGCCGCAAUGUUCGUUUCGUGUCGCGUUAGUGAAUCAAUCAAUCCGUAAAUGCCGUAAACCUCUACGAGUUUGAUACCACGUCCGAACGGACAGCAGCCCUUAAAAAGUCAACGACAUGUGCUAACUAGCAAACUGUACGCUAGUCUGAGAAAGGGUUUUAAAAAUGCAAAACUGGAACCAAUGGCAGUUACCACCAAGUACCGUCACAACUUCAAUGCCUCAACCACCAGUGGGUUACAGUACCCCUGGGACGGACCCCAUGGCAAUUAUGCAGGCUUACAUGCAAUACUACAGUCAACCAGCACCCAGUGGAUAUACUCAGGAGCAGUGGGCUACGGCUCAACAGCAAAACUGGACUCAGUGGCAACAGUGGCAACAACAAUUUCAACAAUGGCAAGCUCAGUACGGGGAGAAGUACCAUGAGACAAUGAAGCAGUUUUCCGCUCAGAAUAUGCCAAACGUAGCCAGUCAGGCACCGCCGUUGCCCAAUGUACAACCCCCGCCCUUACCGAAAGACGAUGCCGUCAAGCCCCCCUUACCCCCCGAUAAUAUGUACAAGUACUCGAGUAUGCCUCCGCCACAUCAGAACGAUCUUCCGCUAUUUCCCUCGAAGCAACCGGGAACCGGUGGGGCACCGCUUCCGCCGAACUACACCCCGAAUCCGCCGCCACCGCCGAAGCAACCACCGUUGCCUGCUGAUAAUCGCCAACCCUCGAGCAACGAGGUAGUGUUAGGGGAGAAACGAGCAGCCGGCUCGGCCUCCGAGUCGGCCAGUGCUAAGAAAUGUAAAAUCGACGACGAAGAGCUGACCGAGGCGGAGAAGACCUUCGACGCCCAGUUUAAACAGUGGGAAGAACAGUUUAACAAGUGGAAGCAGCAGAACGCGAACCACCCGGACAAGACGCAGUACAAGCAGUACGAGGCCAAGUGGACGUCCUGGCGCGAGAAGCUGAUCGAGCGAAGGGAACAGAUGCGCCGGAAACGAGAGCAACAGAAGCAGGCGGCCGCAAGGGCGGAGGCCGAGAAGAACAAGAACCUGCCAGGUGGCGACAAGAUUCUGAAUAUCCUAUCCAGCACCGAGAACCAGGGCCUGCUCAACAACCUCCUGGGGAUCGGGAAGACCCUCGGACUGACCGGGAAGCAGGAUAUCUCCGUGGCUCCUCCACCACCACCGGACACUACCACUGUCACCGGACACUCUUCUUCGAUGUCGACCACCUCUACAGCGCAGAUGACCUCGAUACCGGCCCAGCCGAUGAUCUCGCAGGUUCCGACCAUGUCCACCAGGUCUGUGGUCCACGACGUCGGCCAGACCUGGGGUGCCCAGCCCUGGAACGUUCCCUACAACGCCGGAAUGACGAUGAAUAAUUUUGCACCCUUCCAGCAGAUGACCUCCAUGCCUCCACCGCCGAUCUCCAUGUCGCAGACUCAGUUGUCACAGCUGAGUCCACUGCCCCCGACGAACUUCUCCCAGCCCCCGCCAAAUAUGUCCACCGCCCCGCCCAGCAUGUCCGGCAUGCCGAACGUAUCCACCAUGCCGCCUAAUAUGUCUACCAUGCCCCCGAACAUGGCCAUGCCCAACAUGGCGAACCCUCCGCCCUCGGGCAUGUCGAACCCACCGCCGAACAUGGCCAACCCGCCGCCGAACUUCUCCCAGCCGCCUCCAGGAUUCGGGGGGUCCGAUAUGAGCAAGAACAAGGCGCAGAACUCGGCGACUAGACCGCCUCCUGGAGAUGGUAACUACGGCAUGAACAAGGAGUCGUUUCAUGGAGCAGAUGGACGGUUUGGACAGGGAGAGAGAUCGGGACCUGGCAAUCAGUUCGCACCUGGGAGUGAUAACUAUGGGAGAGGAGGGCAAGCGGGGAACUUCGGGCCCGAUGAUCGAGGUGGCCCCAGGAGUCAGUUUGGUCCUGGGAACGAACAGUUCGGCAGGGAUCAGGGCAGAGAUUUCGGACCCAGUGAACGGUUCAGGCAGAGCGAUGGCUUUGAACGGCAGUCCAGGAACGAGCAAUUCAACCGGGAUGAAUCUUUUGCGCCGGGGAAUAAGGCCGAUUUUGGGAACAAUCAGUUUGGAAGGGACGGAAAUCGCGGUGGUCAAGAUAAAGAUAACUUCAAUCCGAGCGAGCGAUUUGGAAGUGGAAGUGGCCCAGGAUUUCCGGCGAAAGAUCAGUCCGGGCCUGGGAACGAUCGUUUUGGGCCCAAUGAUCGCUUUGGGUCGGGUGAUCGUUUCGGGCCCAACGAUAAGUUCAACCAGCCCAACGAGCGCUUCGGCUCGGACAAUGAUCGGUUUGGUCAGGGUGAUGAGAAUGCCGGUCAGGAUAACUUCGGUUCUGGGAGUCGAUUUGGAAACAGUGGUGAUCGAUUCGGCCCUGGAAGCGAUCGCUUUGGGCAGGGUGGUGAUCGAUUCGGUCCUGGAAGCGAUCGUUUUGGGUCCGGCGGUAACUUCGGCCCUGGGAGUGAAAAUGACGAUCGCUUCGGAUCCGGCAGAUUCGAGAAGGGUAAUUCGGAUCGCUUCGAUUCCGGAGACGCCAGGAGAGGAAAUUUUGGGAACAGCUCCAGAGGGUUCGGCAGAGGCCAGUUCGACUUCUCCGACGAGGUGGCGCCGGAGCUGAAGAAGCUGAUGGAGAAACGCAGGACGGCGAUGGAUGCUUUUAAACCCAGGGGGAGUUUCCUCAGCUCGGACCCCAAGUUGGAUGUUGGAUCGCUUAGCGAAAGCUUCAAGAAAAUUACCGGGGACUCGCCGUUUCUAUCGCGCCCGUCCAACGAGAGCUCGACGUCGAGGGGUCCCGAGAACUUUGGCUCUCGGGGACCAGGGUUCGGCGCCGAGUUUGGGCCCCGCGGUGCGAGUAACUUUGGGCCCCGUGGGCCUCCUGACUUUGGGCCGCGAGGACCAAAUUUUGGGCCACGAGGACCCAGCGAUUUCAGACCCCGAGGGCCCGGGGACUUUAGUCCACGUGGGCCCAGUGAUUUUGGUCCCCGUGGACCCGGCGAUUUUGGGCCUCGUGGCCCCAGCGAUUUUGGGCCUCGCGGGCCCGGCGACUUCGGGCCCCGAGGACCACCUGAUUUUGGGCCUCGGGGACCCAACCACUUCUCACCGCGAGGGCCUGGGAAUUUCGGACCUCGUGGACCCAGUGAUUUUGGGCCCCACGGUCCUGGGGACUCGGGCCCUCUCGCUGCUUCUGGGCCUGCCAACCCCGAAACGGUUGGCCCCGAACAAAUCCCCUCGUGUAACAGUGCUCAAGAGGAGAUCUCUAUGCGACAACCAGGUGACCCUAAUCAACGCCCAUUGGAGGAGGCUAAAAUGCCUACCGAGGCAUUCUUGGAAGGGCCUCAGGGCCCCGGUGAAACCAAUAUGGAGGCGCAAGGGAAUAUCGAAACCGGAGCCGCACGCGAUAACGAAAAACGUGGACAAGCUUCGGGCAUUGCUCAGAGAGAAGGUAUCGACUUUGCGAGGGAUAUCAAUCUGGACGAAGACCCGAACAGUGUGCAAAAUCACGUCCCUCCGUUAGAGAUGCCUCCGUGGAUGGAUCCCCAGUUUCCAGAAAUUCCGCAGGUCAAACCGAUCGAGGGGCCCAAUCAGGGGCCAGGUGAGGCGUUGGAAAAGCAAUCGGGCCCGCAGGGAAAUUCUGAGAAAACUGACGGUUCUAGUGGGACGGCUAAUCUGGAUGUAAAAGUGGAUGCACCGAAUGAGAAGUCGGACGCAUUGCCGUUCAUGGGGGAGAACGAUCCGAAACCCGAAGACCUGAAUAUGGAGCCCCCACCGGAUCUACCGAAUUUGGGUCCCAUGGUUAGCGGGCCCAAUGAACCCCCUUUCCAAAAUUCUGAACUCGGCAAGGGUGAGAGUCCGUUCAAGGAAAGAGACCCUGACCAACAAAGGGAAGACGGACGUCAGCUCGAAGAAUUUAAUUCCGGGCCCAGAGACAUGCAAUUCAGGCCCAUGGGGCCCACGGGCCCCAGAGGACCCCUCGAUGGAAGGUUCCCUCCUUUUGGACCUCGCGGGCCCAACGAUGGGCCGUUCGGCAGUGCGCGUUUCGGUUUUCCGGGACCCAAUGAAGGACCUUUUGGGCCCCGGGGCCCUAACGAUAGGUUGUUCGGCCCGAGAGGCCCUCAAGAUGGGUCCUUCGGGAGUCGGGGGCCCAACGAUGGACCGUUUGGGAGCAGAGGCCCAAGAAAUGGACCUUUCGGUCCUCGAGGUUUUAACGAUGGACCAUUUGGAACACGGGGACCUGGGGACCGAUUCGGGCUCAGGGGUCCCAAUGACGGGUCUUUUCGCUUCAAGAGUCCUGAUGUUUCAUUUGGCUCGCGGGGUCCUAACAGUGGGCCGUUCGGCUCGCGAGGACCAAACGACAGACCUUUCGCGCCGCAUUUUGGUCCCCGGGGCCCAAACGACGAACCUUUUGGUCACCGAGGUCCCGAAGAUGAACCAUUCGGCCCACGUGGACCCAUAGACAGACCCGACUCACAGAAACUGAGAGAACCUUUUGAAGGAGGCCCCGACGUUGGGCCACGGGAUCCCAAUGCCUCGCAGGGCCCAAAUAAUAGGCCUCAGGGUCCGGCUGCAGAUUCCGUGAACAUUUUGCGCGAUCCUGAACAUGGAAAAGGCGUUUCGCAAGAUGGUAACGCCGAGAUAGAGCUUCGAGAUAAUAGCGACGGCGCACUAGAUGGGCCGCAUGUGCCAAGAGGCCCCAACGAUGGGCCCCCCGGACCCAGAGGUUCCAGAGAUGCAUCACCCAUGGUACGCGGUCCCAACGACGAAGCUCCUGGACCUCGAGAUCCCGGUGACGGGCCUUUCACACCUAGAGGUCCCUCGGAUGGAUCUCCGGGACUUCGGGGCCCUACCGACGGGCCCUUCGCCUUUAGGGGGUCCAACGGCCCGUUUGCACCCCGAGGUCUCAACGACGCGCCGUUUGCACCUCGCGACUCGAAGGAUCCGCUUCUUCGAGGUCCUACCGAGGGGCCCUUCGGGCCCAGAGGAUUUAACGAGGGCCCGUUCAACAGAGGCGACGGACCGUUUGGCCUUCGAAGUUUCAAGGACGCCCCAUUCGGCCCACGAGGAAGCGACUUCGGGCCCCGGGGAUCGUUCCGCGUUCCCUUUGGACCCCAAGGGCCCAGAGACGGGGGUCCCUUCGGUCCCCGAGGAGGCCCAAUGGGCCAGUUUGGACCCAGGCCUCCCUUCGGUCUCAGAUCACCCAUAGGUGAGGAGUUCCGUCCGAGAGGGCCCCCCGACGGCGACAUUGGGCCCAAAACCUCCAACGAGGGCCCUCCGCAAUCCGGCAUUCCUUCUCUGAUGGGCCUGAAAUUCGAUGUCCCCGGCAGCAUGGACCAAGGUAAAGAGUUCGAUCCGGGGAAAUCAACCGACAGGACCUCCUCUCCGGUCAGGUCGCCAUUUGCGCCUGAUGGGCCCGACCGCCGACCCGGGGGCCCUGGUCCAGGGGGACCGUUCGACCAAAGACAACAGCCCUUCGGCCCCGGGGGCACCGAAUGGAGGAAAUCCCUGCCACACAACAAAUUCGGGGACUCCGACCAGCGGCAGAAUUUUGACCCCAUCGGGCCAGGGGAAGGGGACCUACAUCCACCACCCGUUCAAGACGUUGGCCGAGUCCCUUUUGGGGAGAAUCGCUCCUCUUUGUCCGGUCCAAUCGAUGAUAGGCUGGGGCCCCCCAAGGACAGGCCCAGAUUCGGGGGCCCUAUGUCCGGUCCCUUCACCAGGCGCAACGGAAACGUCCAUCCUGGCUUCAGGCGACCUCCCAUCCACGAGUUCUGCAUCGAGAAGCAGUUCAACUACAACCAUGGCGGCACUGCAUCCGAGUGCAUGGACGACGAACAUGUUCCGACCAAGGUGAUCGACUAUGCUCACGUUCCCAAGACGACGGUCCAGGAUUACGCGACUCCUGCACAAUGCUUCGACUAUGGCCAUGGGAACCUGAAGCCGGUGGUCCCGGAACACGAGGUCAGUCCCCAGCAAGACUUCAGGAACUGGGAGGAGACCGAGCAGAACCUGAAGGAGUACUCGGAGAAGAUGAGGACGUACGAACGGACCCUCAGGCAGAAGGGCCUCUCCAGGGUGGCGGAGAGGAAAGAUACCAGGUCCAGGGAGAGGGACAGAGACGAUAGACCUAGAAGAGAGGUCGACGACAGGGAGUACAGGGACAGAGAUCAUGCGAGGGAGGCGAGGAUGAGGGAGUACGACAGAGAAAGGGCCCGGGAGAAGGAGAGAGAUAAGGAGCGGGAGAGAGACCGUGAUAAGGAUCGAGAUAGGGAGAGGGAAAGGGACCGAGAGAGGGACAGGGACAAGAGCGACAGAGACCGCGACAGGGAGAGAGAAAAGGAGCGCGACAGGGAGAGGGACAAGGACCGCGAUAAGGACGACAGAAGCAACGGCAAAGAGAGAGGCCGGGAUAGAUCCGAGAGGAGUCGCAAGGACGCCGGUAAAGAUUCUUCCAAAGAGGACGAAAGAUCUAAAGGAAACAUUAGCUGGCAGGACGGCCCACCGAAGAACGUCGUCGAGGCGCCGUCUCAGGACACCAGUGGGUUGGCGAGCAAGAAGGAUGCACCCCCGGAACCACCGAAAACCCUGGAGCUCCCGAAGACGCCAAAUUGCACGAUGGUCGACGACCUAUUGUGCCCACCGGGUCGUCAGAACAGGCCUCCGAAGAUUGUCAUCAUCCUGAGGGGCCCACCGGGUAGUGGGAAGUCAUUCGUCGCGAAAUUGAUCAAGGACAAAGAGGUCGAACAAGGCGGCUCCGCUCCGAGGAUUCUCAGCCUGGACGACUACUUCUUGGCGGAGAAGGAAGUCGAGACGAAGGAUGACAAUGGGAAGAAGGUCGUGGUGAAGGAAAUGGUGUACGAGUACGAGGAAGCCAUGGAGCAGAGUUACCUUACCUCGCUCACGAAGGCGUUCAAGAAAAAUAUCACCGACGGGUUCUUCAACUUUAUCAUCCUUGACAGUAUUAACGAGAAGAUAUCGGAUUACGAGGAGCUCUGGAGCUUCGCGAAAACGAAAGGGUUCAGGGUAUACGUCUGUGAGAUGGAGAUGGACGUUCAGAUUUGCCUCAAAAGGAAUGUCCACAACCGCUCGGAGGACGAGAUCAACAGGAUAGUGGAUUAUUUCGAGCCGACGCCGAGUUAUCACCAAACUCUGGACGUUAAUUCCAUGUUACAAGAGCAAGCCAUCGAGGAGGUCGACAUGGAGGACACCCAUCAGCCGGAGCCUGAGCUGGAGCAGAAUCCGGUCACUGACGAUGGUCAAGACAGUCAAGACGACAAACAAGAGUCAACGGAACUCAGCAAGUGGGAGAGAAUGGAAACCGAGGAUAAAUUAGACCGACUGGAUGGGUUGGCGAAGAAGAAGAACGACAAGAAACCUCAGACUAUGGAGGACUUCCUCCAGGUGCCCGACUAUUAUGACAUGGAGGACACCUCUGGGAAGAAACGAGUCCGAUGGGCAGACCUUGAAGAGCGGAAGGAGCAGGAGAAGAUGCGCGCCGUUGGCUUCGUAGUUGGUCAUACGAAUUGGGACCGCAUGAUGGAUCCUACCAUGGGUGGAAGCGCGCUCACACGUACUAAGUUUUUUCCAAUGUCCUAGUGACAUGUUAAUAAACACGCGCCAUAGUGCUGGAUGUGAAACGCGAACCUGCCUGCAGGUUCCGAACUCAGUACGCGUGGUGCAAUUAUAAUUGUAGCAUUUAGAGAUUCAGCUUCGAUAUACAAACCGUGUACCGAAUUGUGACUAAGGUUGUGCCCGAUGAAAUGUAAUUAUUGUAUCAUAGUGGAUAACUAACCGAAAUGUCCUGUAAACGGGACCCUUCUACGAUAUGUUUACCGCCGUUCAUGUUUCUUCUAAGGAAAUGAAAAAAGCAAACCGGUGUAUCGUAAUUGCUUCCAGAUAGGCAUACGCUUAGAUUAAUUUCACGCCGAACAGUGCACGUAAGCUCUUGCGAGUCGUUACAAAGAGGAAGUGUCUUAAGGAACGUCACUGUUAUCCACGUCAGAGUUUAUCCCUUAAUAUGGUUAAUACCUUCAUAUUCCUAUUACCUUCCGAAUACGUCACUUUUUCAUCUACGUUCGGUUAAGUUUGAAUGAGAUGCACGACAUUUUGUAACUAGCAGUAGUGACUCAUAUAUUAAAUCGAUGAAACAUGA